Fusarium subglutinans is the source of this 5709-nucleotide messenger RNA. Its product is annotated as ankyrin 3. The record is from RefSeq and is a predicted model, not a curated record. Lineage: Eukaryota; Fungi; Ascomycota; Sordariomycetes; Hypocreales; Nectriaceae. Gene Ontology annotation, molecular function: protein binding. Bases 1 to 5709 code for a protein of 1902 amino acids. The transcript is spliced from 4 exons.
AUGAGCUUCACAUCUCCCACCGAGCAGUUCAAUGGCUACCAAGCUUUCAGUUCUGGACCUUCAUCGUCGAAAACGCCCGCACAGUCUUCUUCAUCAAGAGUUGACUUUAGCGACCAGUCAUACGAUAUGCCUUACUUUUCAGAUCCUGAUGUUUCCGUAUCCAACCCUCAGAUAGCGAGCACUCCGUCAAAACAGUCUGUCGCCGACGUUCCUCGAGGCUUUACGCCAAAGCAAUUAUCAGACGCUCCAAAGACGAAGAGUUUUGACAAGAAGAGACUCUCCAGCAUUCCCAACACUGCUCAGCAAGCUCAGCCUUCGCAACCUCUCGAGGCCAAGACAGAUUACACAGAAUUCCUUGAGAGCCUCGAGUUUCCUUCCAUCGCAGACAGCAAGAUUACUCAAGGCUCUGGAGAUCUCAGUACAAUCCCUCAGGCACCAGAGGCCUUCAAAGGCAUCAAGGAGAGGUUUGACAAGAUCCAGUCUUGCUUACCCCCUAAACAACAAGUAGCUUGGAACGCGCAAGAACUCUUUGACGAACUGAUCAAAGUCCUUCCAAAGAUCCUCAGGACUCAUUCGGUCUUCAUCUAUGUCGAUGGUCUCAAUUACUCAGAAGGCCAAACGGCCCCAAAGCUUGUGCAAGACUUUUCCAAGUUGGUCGAAAAGUCUCAGAUUCCCACCAAGGAUGCCACCACAACUCAUGGACUAAGAAUCAUCUUUUCUAGCACGCCUUACCCUAUGAGAGAUCCCUUUCCUAGAUUGUGUAUAUCAGUUGACGAAAAGAAUGGACCAAGUUUGAGAAAACAUUUGGAAGGGCAGCUCUCCAAUAUCGACCUCAAUACACAACGCGUAGUCUCCACGAAGGCCGGAUCUUCAUUCAUCUCGGCUCGUUUGAUUGUGAAUCACAUCAAGCUCUUUGGACCUGGGCAGUCAUCUCUUGUUCAACAACCAGCGCCUACACCCGCCCCAAUCUCUUUCUUGCUAGGCGUUUAUUUCCAGGACAUGGCACACCAAAGCAGCAAUGGUCUCCCUUCACUCUUCAAAUGGUGUUGCUUUUCAUCAAGGCCACUUAGUCUGCCUGAACUUCGGGUCGCUCUGGCUCUCGAUGCUCUCCCCAAAGUCGUUUCCAUCAAGGAAUUGUCCCAGACGGAGUACUUGACGCGAUUGGGUUCUGAUGAGAGCUUCCAAUCAUGGAUUAAAACCACUUCCUGGGGUCUUCUUGAAACUGUGACUGUUGGUGGUCAGAAGGUUGUGAAGCCUAUGCAUGACAGCGUAUCAGAUUUCUUUAUCUCGAAGGGUUUGGGUAUCCUUUCUUACAAAGCUCAGGCUGCAGGUGCCACGGCCUCUCGUCUCCAUCAGGCCCAUCAUUCCAUCGCCACUUGCCUUCUGCAAUAUCUUGCAAUCCUGUCCAAAGAACCAAAAUGGGGGUCAAUGGCUCGUACAGACCCAGCACUCCGACUUGUCGGGUACGCUGCUAGCUGGUCGUAUCAUAUCAAUUCUGCAGGCUUGGGGAAACAAGAAGCAUCGAAGCUUCUGAAGGUGAUGGGUUGGCCAUCGGAUCAAACACUCAAUGUCUUGGUCAAGCUUGGUCUCGGAGAUCUCCAGGGGACACACUGGACUCACCUAUUUGCCAUCUGUGGCCAUGCUCACUUCCUGUCAGUCGCUAUUAGAAAAGCUGGAAACGAUGUCCUUGAUGUUCAGGAUCUCCAAGAGAGGACGCCUCUACACCUGGCUGCUCUCCAUGGCCACUCAACUGCAUCAAAGCAACUUCUGAAGUCGGGAGCAAAGACGAACGGCCAGGCAGUUGGCGGGGAUACAGCUCUUCACUUUGCGGUCCUUCAAGGUCACCAGAGUGUCAUGAAGUACCUGCUGGAGCGCGACCCGAAUUUGAUCACUAUUGCAGAUGGCCAGUCGCAUACGCCACUGUUUUCUGCCGUGUUUCGUGGAAGCUCGUCCGUAGUGAAGCUUUUGCUUGAUAGAAAAGCCGACCUCAGGGCUCUGUACACAUAUGGCAACUCUGUCCUGCAUCAUGCUGUGAAUGCAGAAAAGUCCAGUGUCAUAAAGCUGCUUCUGGAUAGUGGCUCAGAUGUCAAUCGACAGAACGCCCAGGGUCGCACCCCUCUACAUCUUGCGAUUGUUGGAGACCACUCUUCUGCUGUCAAGGCAUUACUUGAGAGACGUUCUCGAACAGAUAUUGCAGAUAAUCUCGGCAGAAGAGCUCUCCAUGAGGCAGUUCUGUCUGGGAAUAAGGCCUGUACACAACUUCUGUUGAAGCACAGAGUGGCCGAUGAUGCAAGGGAUAACGAUGGUCAGACGGCUCUAGUAUAUGCUAUACAAGGCCGCCACGGGAGCCUCUUGAAGCUUUUACUUGAAAGUGGUACCGAUAUCAAUGCCGUGGACAAGUAUGGCUUCACCAUGAUCAUGGUUGCCGUUCAAGCGUCCGACGAGAAACUCACCCGAAUCCUGUUGGAAAAGAAUCCGAAUCUUGAUCGACUAAGUCGUGAAGGACACACCGUCGCUUUCUAUGCCGUUUUCAGAGGGAAAGCAGUAUCCUUCCUGUCCGAGGAAGAACAAUCGAUCGCUUCGUUGCUCUUCAGACGCUACCAGAAAAGGUAUCAGGUUAAAAAUUCCCCUCUGCCAUCCAACAACGAUGCUGCUUCGAAACCUCGAAGAUCCUCCAAGGUUCCGGCCAAUAUCGUCUCAAAGACACCCAGCAGUGUCCCAAAACCCAGCAACUCUAUGGUAGCAUCAGGAAAGCCAGGGACGCAGCAAGUUAGACCAGUUUCCUCCUUCGCAAGUUACCAACCUCCCCGGAUCCCCAGCGGAAGUGAAGCUGGAAUUUCUUUAGAUGCCAAAUCCAAAGAACAGUCCUCAAAGCUCCCACAAGCUUCUUAUCCUGGUACCUCCUCCUCGACUUCUGUUCCGGCGAAGGCCCCCAUGGUACAAAGAGGAAGUUGGGAUAUCUACAACUCCCUAGCGUCAGGGUCUCCAGCACCUACUCAGGCCGUACAGUCUCAGAAAGCGUACGUUCCAUAUCCCGGUACGCCCAAAACAAGCCCGGGAGAAAGUCAGGCUUCAGCCCAGUCCUUCCAGACGUUCCAACCAUUUUCCGUCGGUCAAGCCCAAAAGACUUCUUCACCUACAGCCCAAGUGCCUUUGAGCCAGUUCGAGAAGAGGUAUUCCGUGCCCUCGCUUGACUCUUGGGGGCAGCCUGGAAGCAAUGGUUCUGCCUCUGCCUCUGCCUCUGCAGCUGGCCCAAAUGCACCAGCACAACCAUAUCAAGCAUUUGGAGCCGCGUCCCAAAAGCCGAAUAUUUCACAGCAACAGAUGAACGCACCGUAUCAGAAGCCUGCCAAUCCAGUAAGUGCAGCCAAACCCCCUCUGCCCCAGGUAAUACGCAAACCUGUCGGAGGAAAACCUGCUACGCAAGCAGCGGCUGAGAAGCCCACUCAACAAUCCUCGUUUCUUCCGUGGCAGCAACCACAAGCUCCAGUACCAACGCAGACACAAGUUGGUACAACACAUUCGUUGCCGAGCAAGCCGUAUGCCCGUGUACAGGCUCCCACGAGUAGGCCACAAGCUCCACCAAGUACGACGCAUCCUACGCCGGGGAAGCAAGGUGCAAGUGAUCCAAUGCCAUAUCUAUCAAGCAGAGCUCCGGUGUCCUCCACUAGGACAUCACAGCCUGCACCUACCAAGGAUCAAGUUCAUCCUGUGACAGCACAAGCUUCACCAGGAAAGCCUCAAGCUCAAGGCGGUAUUCCUCCACGAAAACCUCAAGCGACUCCUGGGGUAGUACAGCCCCAGAUGGCCAAGCCCCAAAUACAGGCUCAGGCUCAUCCGCCGUGUGGAAAGACAGCUCCCGUACCAUCCACAUCUCAAGCUCCUCCUGGAGCAACACAACCUCAAGCUGCCAAACCUCAGGCAAAGCUUCAGGCUCAAACUGGCAAGCCAGCACCAGUACCACCCAAGUCUCAAACACCUACUGGCGCGGUACAACACCAGACAGCCAAGCCUCAGGCACAAAAUGGAAAGGCAGAGCCCCAAGCACACAAGGUGCAGGGCCCCUCAGGAACCUCGCAGAUUCCGUCAGGAAAGCCUCAGGGCCAGGGAAGUUUGCCUUUACAGAAACCUCAAAUCCAUACUUCAAAGGUGCCAAGUCAACCAGCAAGGCCUUCAGUUCAAAAUGGUACAUCUGCACAGAAUCAGUCAUCUUUCGUAGCCUCUGCAAGACCUUCCGCUACCCCUACCCAGACUCAAAAGUCAACUCCCGAUCAAAGAAAGCCUAUCCCAUCAUACACUGGAUCAGGCCCUCAAGGUUUCAAGUCUCCCAGGAGCACUCCAGUACAAGGAAGUUCUGACCGGAAACCCCAUCAGUACAUUGAUCAGAAUUCCACGAUAUCUCCAGUACCUCAUUAUCCUGAACCCUUCUAUCGUGGACCAUACGGCGAACAGAUGCAAACCUCUACGUUUACGUCUACCAGAGAAUUUACAAACAGCUACGACCCAAACACACAACAAACGGGUACUAGCAGUAUGUCCAGUGGCAAGAUAGCUACAGUUACAGGCGUUGGCGUCUUGGCUGGCGCUGCUGGUGGCCAUUUCCUGUCUUCCGAGAUUCGUGGAGAUCACUCUAAUCCAAGCAUCACCGAUGACAACAGCUAUAUCCAUAUGGAUGUAGGUACGAACCAGCAAUCUGCAGAUCACUCUGAUGGGGAAUUGGAAGCACAUGUGGAGUUUUCAGAUCAUUCUGAAGAGUUUUCUGAGUCCGAAGACAAAGCCAACUCUAUCAACAACAGUGGCUCUGAUGGCUUUUUGUCAGAUGAAGAGUAUGAGCUUUCGGACUCCGAGGUUUCUGUAGGUCAAGCUUCAUCCGAUGAUGAGAUCUCGGAGUGGGGAGAGUCAGACGCAGAAUCGAUUCAUGAAGACUCGGACUCUGAUGAACUUGAUCUGGAUAGCCCAUACAUGUCUGCCGACUUUACAGACAGUGAAGCUUCAGAAGCAGAGGAUCUUGGUGCUCAUGACUUGCAAGCUGAGUCGGGUAGUGACCUUGACACAGACCCAGGCCAAGCUAGUGCUGGAGAAGACUCCGAAUCCGACGAGAGAAACUCUGUUAACAAUGAAUCCGGGGGUGAGCUCGACGAGUCGGUUCAGUCUGUGGGGUUUGAGCAACAGAGUUACACCUACCAACAGUAUCAACAACAAGGGUACUUGAAUGAGCAUUCCCAGCAGCCCAUAUCUGAAGAGCCCGAAUCCGAGGAAUAUUCGCAGUCUAAUCUCCAAUCUCAGUAUCAACAGCAAGGUUACUACAACCAACACAAUCAAGUAGCUGACCAAACUGAAUCGGAAGAGGAUGAGCCACAAAAUUUUCAGGACCAGCAGCAACAACAGCACCAGGGCUACUAUGGUAGCCAUCCGCAGAAUCACGCGCCUGAACAAUGGGAGCCUGAGGAAGAGCCCUAUCAACAACAGUAUCAGCAGCAGGGCUACCACAGUGGGCAGCAUCAACAGCAAGCGCUUCAACAGUACGAUUCUGAAGAUGAAGAAGAGCAACAGGUUGCACAAGGAUCCGUCAAUUACGACAGCGACCAAGAGGUUGAAAGUGAUCAAGAAGUGAAUAAUGGCUAUAGCAGCGAUGAUCAGGGCCAGCAGGCUACCAGUGAGCAAUACAGUGGAGGAGGUUGGGGCAAUAGUUAUGAUUCUGAUUAUUAG